AAAGAAACAUCAACAUAAUCAGCACAACUAAUAAAUACUGGUCACCUUCACUUUGUACUGGUGGAGAAUGGCUCAUAGAAAAUAUUAUCGCACCUCACAACCUCUAUAAAGCUGUUCGCAAAGCGCUAAAAUCAGAAAACUUAUUAUUUAUUGAUCAAUUACUAAAAUACAACAACAAAAUGGUUACCUGGAAAGAAUACAAACAAUAUACUUGUAUGACAAACAAAGGAAAAAAACCAAUUUGGUUUCAAAUAAUUGAAGAUAGAACAAUUAAUCAAGAAAGAAAAGUCAUAAACAAUCAAUGGUCACCUCCAACCUCCAGUAAUCAUCUUAGAAACUAUUCAGUGUGGUCGCCAUUACAACAAAAAUCACCAAUAGACACAAUCCAAUUUGAUGACA
Ambispora gerdemannii is the source of this 399-nucleotide messenger RNA. The record is from the annotation of a GenBank genome assembly. NCBI's taxonomy places the organism in Eukaryota, Fungi, Glomeromycota, Glomeromycetes, Archaeosporales, Ambisporaceae.